CAUCGGCCCGCAACAUAACGAAUACAGUUCGAUAAAGCGUCUUCUUUGGGCACAGGAGUACAACAAAUAGUCGCUUAAAACUUUGAUAAAUCUCCGAUUUGCAGCCGACAACCUUUUAUUUUGAUAACUAACACUUCGACUUCGCUCAUUUUACUAAAUAACAUAACAUUUGGCAUUUUUUAAUAACUUCCAUACCGUUGAUACAAAGUAAAAAACACAAUAUGAAUCCAGAGGAAGAAGUUUUGAGAAUUCAAAAAAAAUUAACCAAGAUGACUGAUGGAAGUGAAGUGGCUCAUGAUCAAGCUCUUGAGUUAUUGAAGAUACUACAAAAACUACCUGUUAAUUUAGAGCUCCUUCAAAAGACUCGAAUUGGCAUGACAGUCAAUGCUUUGCGAAAAUGUAGUAGGGAUGAGGAAGUAAUAUCAUUAUCCAAAGUAUUGAUCAAAAAUUGGAAAAAGUUUUUAUCUGGACCAAAAGACUCUAAAGAAAUAAAUUCAUUUGGAAGUAAAAAGAAAAGCGAAUCAAAAUCAGAAAAAAGCAAAGAAGAACCUGAAAAUAAAAAUGAAAAAACAGACGACUCAAACAAAAAUAAAGAUGACAAAAGUCCCAAAAAUUCAAAAAAAACUUCUUGCUAUCCACCACCCUCAACAACAGAUGCUGUUCGACUCAAAUGCAGAGAGCUUCUUGCUUCAGCUUUAAAAGUUGAUGGAGUAUCAAUGGAUGGAUGUGCUAGUGCAGAAGAAUUAGCUGAAGAUCUCGAAGAUGCUAUAUUUGCGGAGUUCAAAAAUACUGAUAACAAGUACAGAAAUAGAGUCAGAAGCCGCGUUGCAAACUUGAGAGACUCGAAAAAUCCGACGCUAAGAACAAAUUUCAUUGUUGGCGCUAUCACACCCGCUAGAUUAGCAACAAUGACGGCCGAAGAAAUGGCAAGCGACGAAAUCAAACAGUUGAGAGACAAAUUCAAGAAAGAAGCUAUCAAUGACGCCCAACUUGCUCAAGUGCAAGGAACAAAGACAGAUUUAUUGAAAUGUGGUAAAUGUAAAAAACGAAAUUGCACUUAUAAUCAAGUGCAGACAAGAUCGGCCGACGAACCUAUGACUACAUUUGUAUUGUGUAACGAAUGCGGCAAUCGGUGGAAGUUUUGCUAAUCAACUUUUUAGCAUCUACUUUUCUGUAAUCAUCUACCGAAUACGCAAUACCAUUUGAAAUCAUUGCUUCUUAGUUUCCUUAUUAGAUAUUAAAUGAAAUUCAAAUAAUUCAAUAA
Molecule: messenger RNA, 1264 nt
Organism: Trichogramma pretiosum
Lineage: Eukaryota; Metazoa; Arthropoda; Insecta; Hymenoptera; Trichogrammatidae
Gene: TfIIS
Product: transcription elongation factor S-II
Exons: 4
Coding region: 222-1148 (308 amino acids)
Biological process (GO): DNA-templated transcription; transcription elongation by RNA polymerase II
Cellular component (GO): nucleus
Molecular function (GO): zinc ion binding; nucleic acid binding
Source: RefSeq, a predicted model, not a curated record